AUGAUUGAUAUUGAUUCAAUGCAACGCUAUGUUUCUCCCGUGAAUCCGGCAGUAUUUCCCCACUUAACAGUGGUACUGCUGGGCAUAGGGAUAUUUUUUACGGCGUGGUUUUUCGUGUACGAGGUAACGAGUACGAAGUUCACGAGAGACAUUUUCAAGGAACUUCUUGUAGCCCUUGUUGCAGCAAUAUUUUCUGGUUUUGCACUCCAGGCCGCAGCUCCAGGAAUGACUCAAAACAUCUCACAUGUCACUGUUAUUGGAAAUGCAUUGUCAGCUAUUCAGAAAUUUUUCAUUCCACUAAGUGUGAAUUUGACGAUUAAUUAAGUGCAAUAAAGAAAGGACCGUUUGUACAUGCUGUGUUCAUAAAUAAACUUGUUAUACUCAAAGACUGUUAUUGUCAU
Gryllus bimaculatus (two-spotted cricket) is the source of this 401-nucleotide messenger RNA. The record is from the annotation of a GenBank genome assembly. NCBI's taxonomy places the organism in Eukaryota, Metazoa, Arthropoda, Insecta, Orthoptera, Gryllidae.